This is a messenger RNA of Arabidopsis lyrata subsp. lyrata, 1436 nucleotides long. Its product is annotated as transcription factor bHLH93. Gene Ontology annotation, cellular component: nucleus. The transcript has 4 exons. The record is from RefSeq and is a predicted model, not a curated record. Gene Ontology annotation, biological process: regulation of DNA-templated transcription. NCBI's taxonomy places the organism in Eukaryota, Viridiplantae, Streptophyta, Magnoliopsida, Brassicales, Brassicaceae. Bases 216 to 1262 code for a protein of 348 amino acids. Gene Ontology annotation, molecular function: DNA-binding transcription factor activity; protein dimerization activity; sequence-specific DNA binding.
AAAAUAAAAACCAUACAUUAUACAAAGCCAUAUUUACUAAUCACAAAUUAAACGGGAAUCUUUAUUUUAAUUAAUAGUAUACACUCGCACACACUCACAUCUCUGGAUUUUUAUAUAAAUACACUUCAUCUUCUUUAAUCCACAAACUCACACACACUCUCUGUUUUUUUCUUCCAUUCUAUUACCAGAAAACAGAGUUCCAGAGAGAGAAAAAAAUGGAAUUGUCGAGUCAAAUGAAUGUGUUCGAAGAGCUUCUUGUUCCGACAAAGCAAGAAACCACCGACAACAUCAACAACAUGAGCUUUAAUGGCGGAUUUGAUCAUCAAUUCUUCCCAAAUGCAUAUAAUAUUGAUUACCUCUGUUUCAACAAUGAAGAAGAAGACGAAAAUACCCUUCUUUAUCCUUCUUCUUUCAUGGAUCUAAUCUCUCAACCUCCUCCAUUGCUUCUUCACCAACCACCACCGUUACAACCACUGUCGCCGCCGUUAUCAUCCUCCGCUACCGCCGCCGCAGCAUCAUUUGAUUACCCUUUUCUUGAGGCUUUACAAGAGAUAAUUGACUCUUCUUCCUCUUCACCUCCAUUGAUCCUUCAAAAUGGUCAAGAAGAGAACUUUAACAAUCCGACGUCGUAUCCAUCUCCAUUGAUGGAGUCUGAUCAGAGCAAGAGCUUCAGUGUUGGUUACUGUGGAGGAGAGACGAACAAGAAGAAGAAUAAAAAACUCGAAGGCCAACCUUCUAAGAAUCUCAUGGCGGAGAGACGACGGAGAAAACGACUUAACGAUCGUCUUUCUAUGCUCCGAUCCAUCGUCCCAAAAAUCAGCAAGAUGGACAGGACAUCGAUAUUAGGAGAUGCCAUAGAUUACAUGAAAGAGCUUUUAGACAAAAUCAACAAAUUACAAGACGAGGAACAAGAACUAGGAAAUAGCAACAAUUCACAUCACUCUAAGCUCUUCGGUGAUCUCAAGGAUCUUAAUGCAAACGAAUCUCUGGUCAGAAACUCUCCAAAGUUUGAAAUAGAUCGGAGAGAUGAGGAUACUCGAGUUGAUAUAUGUUGCUCUCCAAAACCGGGAUUGCUUCUAUCGACUGUUAAUACAUUAGAGACUCUAGGCUUGGAGAUUGAACAAUGUGUUAUAAGCUGCUUUAGUGAUUUCUCUUUGCAGGCUUCUUGUUCUGAGGGAGCUGAGCAGAGAGAUUUCAUAACAUCGGAGGAUAUAAAACAAGCAUUAUUCAGAAACGCAGGUUAUGGUGGAAGUUGCUUGUAAAAUGAGUUAUCAUGAUUGAAAUUAAUAAACCAAAAUUAUUGUUUAUUUUAAAUAAUACUAGCGCGUAUAAACUUUAGAUGUUGUGUUUAUAAUUUAUAUAAUUCCCUUGUGAGUUUGAAUUUUUUUCUUGGGGAAAACAUUAUGAGUUCAGUUGUACAACAAAAAAAGGAAAUU